UGCUGCGUCGGCCUUCUGUCCCAUUCCGGCAUAUCUUUGUUCUAGUUUACCCAUGUGCAAGGGUGAGCUCCAACGCUAGCUUCUUAUUCUGAGUUAAAUUUCCAGCGCCAUCAUGACUACCUCCAAUCGCUCGACCGGAAAGAGACUGCCUAUAAGCUGCCAGGCAUGCCGAACGAGGAAGAUCCGCUGCUCUCGUGACGGGCGUCCAUGUCAGACCUGUGUUCGUCGUGGUCUGGGUGCAGAGGACUGUAUUUACCUGGGUCAGCCGAGACUCGCUUCCCAACAAGCCAUGACGGCUGCUCCACCUGACCAGAAUGAGAUGCUUGCACGAAUCAAUAGCCUCGAAGAGUUGCUUCACGAACAAAUUCACAUUCAGUCCAACGACGUUAUGUCACCCCAGAGAUCGCCCAGCGGGACCGAAAGUGGAGCCGAGUAUGAGCCUGCGUUUGAUGUUAGAUCCCGAGAACUCAGAUCCCGAUUACCCAGUGGCGCAGGCACUCUACAGACAUUCAAUGCCGGAUACGUUCGUUACUUGCCGUGGGUGAACAGUCCUCCGAUCUUCAGGGGCCAGUCAGCACCCAAUGUCGAGACCGAAAUCCCAGACGAAAGCGAUGAUCUGCAGCUGCCAUUCGCCAAGAAUCAUGUUUCUCGGGAUGAGCUGUUAGCGAUACUACCCCCCCGCCGAUAUUGCGAUGCGCUCAAAGACAUCUACCUACGAGUCUUCUCGCCUCUGUUCCACGUUCUUCACGACCUCACCUUUGAAACCGAGUACCAACAAUUCUGCCACGACGCCAACAGUGUCACCCCCGCAUGGAUCGCGCUUCUGUUUGCGAUUCUUUCUAUUGCUGUCACGGCACUCGAAGACGAUGAGAUUUUGCUCUCUGAUAUCGGGCGCGAGAAGACGGCGAGUCGAAACAUCAAGGCAUUAUCUGCACGCUAUCGGUCGGCCUCACUGCGAUGCCUGGCAGCAGAUAAUGUCCUUUCUCGACACUCGAUUCACUCACUCCAAUCUCUGAUCCUCGUCAACUAUGCUCGAGUCCACCGUGGUCUUCCCAUCUGGACUCUGCUAGGGUUUUCGCAUCAUGUAGCCAUCUCCAUGGGCUGCCACGUUGAUCCCAGCCGAUUCGAUCUCGGACUCAUCGAGCAGGAGGAGCGCAGACGUGCCUGGAUGGGGCUCACCUCGCUAUUUACUGUGCAGAGCAUAGUCUCUGGCUGUCUUCACAACACCAUCACACCCAACGAUGUGAAGACGCCCUUAGACAUCAACGAUGUUGACUUGCUGACGGGUUCUUUCUCGGGACAACCGGCGCACCCAACGCACAUGACGUACCUGCUAUUAGAAUCUCAUCUCAACCGAGUCCUGAUGAUGGUAUGCGAUGCGCUGUUCAAUACGUCCCCGAGGUUUGUCCCCUAUCAACUCGAGACUCAGAUCCAAUCCGUCCGUGAGAUGUGCGACCAGCGGUACAAGCUCAAUUCCGGCCUCGAACCCCCCUCGCCGCCACACCAGGCCAACCUGAACAUCCUCUACAGCAACAUUCACCAGCUCCUUCUCCUCCUUUUCCGCCCCAGUCUCUGCGCCUAUUUGCAAGGCGAGUUUACUCCCGAGACAUAUGCGGCGCGGACCAAAAGCGUCUCCUCCGCCCGGGCCUCGCUGGCCAUCUACCAAGCCCUCCACGAGUCGCCCGCGUACGCCUCCUACAAGUGGUACAACAGCUACCUCGGCAGCUUCCACGCCUUCCACGCGGCCGUCGCCCUCUCCGUGACGCUCCUGUCCCCGGAAACCCAGUUCGAGUUCGAUGAAUCCAAGACGAUCCUCUGGGACGCCCUCGAGACCUUUGCCGCCCUCUCCAACCGUAGCAAUUUCUGCAGCAAGGCCGUGCCCGUUCUGCGUCAAAUCAUGUGAGGAGCUUCCCCUGAAAGACUAAGGGCACUUGCUCUUUCCCAAACUUGUCCUGGAUACCUUCAAGGCUAACCAUAUCGUUUUUGAUUGUCUACCA
Messenger RNA from Aspergillus uvarum CBS 121591, 1997 nucleotides. RefSeq names its product Zn(II)2Cys6 transcription factor. The record is from RefSeq and is a predicted model, not a curated record. Gene Ontology annotation, molecular function: DNA binding; DNA-binding transcription factor activity, RNA polymerase II-specific; zinc ion binding. Gene Ontology annotation, cellular component: nucleus. The transcript is spliced from 2 exons. The coding region runs from base 113 to 1903 and encodes 596 amino acids. Lineage: Eukaryota; Fungi; Ascomycota; Eurotiomycetes; Eurotiales; Aspergillaceae. Gene Ontology annotation, biological process: DNA-templated transcription; regulation of DNA-templated transcription.